GAGUGAGCAACAGGGGGGGCUCAGGGUAGGAUAGAAUCAGAGAGUAUAUAAAAGUUAACUUAUUCAGUGGUUCUGAGAUGAUGACAUACGGUCUGAAAUCGUUGGGCUGUCUAUUGUCAGAAGGAUUUAGCCUUGGCCAAUGAGAAAGGAGUAGGAGUGUGGAAAUCACAGGACGCUAUAGAAGGCAGUGAAGAUACAUCAAGCACUCCUGUGAGGAUGGCAGCCAGUUUCUCUCUCCUGGAAGAGGACCUGUCGUGUAUAGUGUGCUAUCAGACAUUCAGGGAGCCAGUGAUCCUGCUCUGCAGCCACAGCUUCUGCAAGGCCUGUCUGGAGGAGAGCUGGAGUAAACAGGAGACGCAGGACUGCCCAGUCUGCAGAAGGUCCUCCAGAGACCAGUCGCCUCCCAACCUGGCUCCGAGACAUGUCUGUGAGACUCUACUGAGGGAGAGGGAGAUUAAGGACACUCCUGGGCCCACAGAGGAGGCGACAGAGGGGCCCUCACAGGGUGAAAACACCAUCCACAGGGGGUUACAGGGUGUGUGUGGUUUACACUCCCAGAGGCUCCAACUCUUCUGCCUUGAGGAUGAAUGUCUGGUGUGUGUGGAGUGUGUGUCGGAGCAUGCAGGCCACAGCUUCUGCUCUCUCGUGAAGGCAGCAGACCAGAGGAGGGAGGGGCUCAGACCCACACUGGAGGACUUGGAGGAAAAAAUGUCUGCCUUCUGCAAAGCCAAGCUAAGCUGUGACAAAAUGGCUGCUCACAUUAGGGCGCAGGCCCAGCUAGCAGAGAAGCAGAUAAUGAAUGAGUUUGAGAAGCUACACUGCUUCCUGAGAGAAGAGGAGGUGGAGAGGCUAGCUGCGCUGAAGGAGGAAGAGGAGGAGAAGAAUAAAAGGAUAAAGGAGAGAGUGAAGGAGAUAAGUGAGAUGAUGUCAUCUCUGUCAGACACAAUCAGGGCUGUGGAGGAGAAGCUGGCAGUGGAUGAUUUGUUGUUUCUGCAGCGCUACAAGACUAUGAUGGAGAGAGUACGGAGUGCGCCUAAGGACCCACAGCUGGGCUCAGGAGCACUGAUCAACUUGGCCAAACACCUGGGCAAUCUCAAGUUCCAGGUCUGGGAGAAGAUGCAGGGGGCAGUGAAAUACAUGCCUGUAGUUCUAGAACCAAACACUGCACAUCCCUAUCUCUAUCCAUCUGAAGAUCUGACCAGCCUACGAUCUGAAGAUAAAGGACAGAGUCUCCCAGACAACCCAGAGAGGUUUGAUUCAUACCGUGACAUCCUGGGUUCAGAGGGGUUCACUUCAGGGACACACUUCUGGGAUGUGGAAGUCGGAGAAAAUGAUGACUGGAGGGUAGGGGUGGCCAGUGAGUCUGUUAGUAGGAAACAUGAGUUAGAUGAAGAAGAAAGUGGAAUAUGGGCUGUUGGGGUAGCUAAUGGGGAACCUUAUAAAAUGAAGAAGAAGACCCAGAGGAUCAGAGUUUUGCUGAAGUGGGACAAACAGGAGGUGUCCUUCAUUGAUCUUAGUUCAUACACACAAACCCUCAGAACAUUUAAUCACAAAUUUACAGAGAAGAUGUAUCCAUACUUUUAUUUGUUAAAUGGUCAACCACUACAGAUCCUUCCAGGGAAAGUCUCUGUAAACGUGGAAAACCAUGUGGAAAACCAUGAUAUGGAAUUGUUUUAAGGUGGCUAUACCAUGGAUCAUUUAGUUACUUGAUUUAGAAUUGUAGGAUUAUUUGAUAAAAUAUUGAGUUUGGUCUUUACUGCUAUAGCCCAUAGAAAUGCAUUGAAUAACACAUUAAUAAAUGGCAAAACAGACAGUCAAAAAAUAAAUCAUAAGGAUAAGGUUUUGAAGUGUCUGUCCUAUACAGUAUCUAAGAUAUACUGUUUAAGAAAACUCAGGAAAUAUGUAUAUUUUUUUACACAUUUAAACCCUUUUUUUGUUGGCACAAAACUACUUCCACACUUUCAUAAUUCUUUACAACCGGUAUUGGGUUACUUUCAGACGAGUCCUGUGACACUUGUAGGGGUUGUAGAACAAAACAGAGAAUGCCUUCGUGUCCGUGAGGGUCUCCCCUUUCCAUAUCAGUUUUUUGACAAAACCGUUCGGAUGCUACAGAUGUUUGGUAACCUAACAGUGCAGUUCAAAGGCCAAAUCUUGACCAAGACAGCAGGGAAGAUUACAGGAAUGACACUUACCUUCUUUUCUCCUAUUCUCAUCAAUGUUACUUUCCUUUGGUUGUGUGGCUUUUGAUGCUAAACAGAAUCUAUCCCAUUGUUAUUUAAAAAAAUAUGUUUUGAGAAUUUCUGUGAUUGAACUAAAGUAGAUUCAUGCCUAUUGUUCAUUUAGAAUCGCCAGCUUGCCAAACUCCUUAUCAAUGUGCAAGACAAGACUUGUAUAAAAAGGUAAAUAUUGAAAAAAGGCUAGUAAAUUGAUUUAUUUAUUCUUCAACAUAAGAGACAAUGGGCAAAUAUUUACUGUUUUGGGUUGUUAACUUCCAGAAGAUGGAAUUCCAACCCUUCUAAAUGACCAUGCCUGGUGUUGAGGAUGACCAGACACGGAGAAUCUGCUUCGUCACGCAGCUCUGCCUCACCUUGUCUCAAUCUCUCCAUCCUGUCUCCUCUCCUUUCUCCAUGGCCCAGUCGGCUUGAUCGCAUCAAUAGAAAUCCUAUUCAAACCCAUACUGGAGAAGAGCUGAAAAUCAAUGGUUUGCAUAUCACCUGAUUUAGAUCUGUGUGUGUGUGUGCCGGCUUGUUGUGUGUGUGUGGGGUGUGAGGUCGGGCCCUGCGGGCGGCAGCCCCUUUACAUGGGACAAAGUAAUGAGAUUACCCCGGCCUCCAGGACCCCACACAGCAGACACAGUGAUCAGAUUAGGGAAAAGGACACUGAAACUUUUAGAAAGCUGUGACUUCAUCCCUGUCUGUCUGUCUGUCUGAGGGGAAUGAAGCUCUCUCUCAGUAGGCCUGCUGUUUUUACUUGAGCCUUUCGACCAGUUCUCUUUUUUCUCUCUGGUGAUCGUGCAUCAGUGUUCCUGUGUGCCUGCCGCUAUGCAAGUAUGACCGCUUUGGGAAUCGUGGCGAAGCAGCUGUUGGAUCUGUAGAGGCUCUUGGCUGUCUGCGGAAGCCUGCGCUAGCUGAAGGUGUUGGCCAUGGGGGGGUUUAUCAUGUCACUUUGAUGGAUUAGUGAUCUCAUUGCUAGGUCCAACGAUUAGGUCACCGGCCCAGGAGACAGCAAACCACCUACCAGGAGACAGCAAACCACCUACUGUGAAAUGCUGAUGCUAGACUUGUCCACCGGUUCUAAGUCACCAAGAAGUGCCCCUUGCAUCAAUGCCAAGCAGAGCUCCAGAUAGUCAGAGGGCCUCCGUGAAUAAUAGGCCAGAGUCCCCUUAGAGAGGAAGGAAGCAGAUAUCAUGGAAUCAGUGCAACACACCCACACACAGAAACACUUACUGUAAACCCCCAAUCCAACUCUCUCACCACCAAGAAGUGCCCUCCCUCACCAUAAUGAGAUUCCUCUCUUCCCAUGAGCCCACCUUCAUUUGCUCAGUGGUGCAUUCGCUGGCUGUUAAACUGAAGGAUGGACUGUACAGGUUGUCUGGCUUUUAUCUUUUUCCAUGAUUCAUCUUCAUCUCUCCUUUGAAAGGGAGAGGUACACCAGUGUUUUUAGUAAUUAUUCCAUCUGAGACAAGCAGAUCUAACCAGCACAGAACAGGUGUUAAAAUAGACGUAUCAUCUUAUGAGGGUCUUCCCAUACUUUCCUGGAGACAUGGAAACAUUACUGUACCAAGAGAGAUGAUUGUAUUAAGGUUUCUGGGAUAUUACAGUAGAUGCUAUGGCAUCAGGUGGCCAUGCUCUCGUCAUUCAGCCAAACGAUGCCAUGGUGACAUCCAUCUAUCCCAGACCACUUUACAGCUGGAUUCACAUGACAUAAAUGUGAUUAAGUUGGGAAAACAGUUUGUUUUAUUACCGCUCCAGAAAUCACAGUAUUGUUCUCCAUAAUAACCCCAUUUUAAUAAAGGGCCCAUUUCAUAAGUUGUAGCUUGUCUAUUUCAACUUAAAGCUCUCUAUGUUAGAGAGGGACAUUUGUGUUUCUGCGGGAUUCAGCAUGUUCCUAAUGACAGACCCGGUCAGAUAUCUGGAAAUAUUCACUUGCUAUAUUAUAUUGUGCAAUGCCAUCAAAAUCAGACUGGACUGUAUACCUGGCAGCAGCUUUAAGAACAUUAUUCCCUUCCUUCUCCCUGUCUCUUGCAGGGUCACUUAGAGGUCAUUUUCCUACAAUUAGUUGCACCAACAGCGUGUACUUUCAUGGAAUGUUGAUUUCUCUGUAAUACUGUAUGUAACCACACACUACAACCAGGUAACUCAUUUCAAAUGGUGAGUCUAAUAAUGUAACUGUCUGUCACAAUGUAACUCUUGGUACAUUUUAUCCAACCUGUAUUCUGGAGAAAGUACAAUAUAUAGUAUGUAAGGACAAUUCACAUUGAUAUUCUUAUCUUAGUAUAUGUAGUUUCUGCUCAAAUAAAGCAGUUGGCAUUUCCACAUCGACGCCUCAAUAAACAAUAGCUAUAGCAGACAAACAAUGCUGGAUAGGAAACAAUGGGAGGGUACACGUUAGGUGUAAACUAAAAGAAGAGGACCUCCAGCUGUGGUAAAAGCCUGGGCCAUGUGAAGCAGAGGCAGCAGCAUCAUAAAGAUAAGAUGGGCGUUCUCUCUGCUUUCCAUUCUCUGGGCUCCUGCAGAGCCUUUUGUCUGCAUACAUACACAACUGUGGAUGGAUGCGUUUUAUAGCCUGUGUCAUGGAGAAAUACACUCCUAUUCUCACUGAUUGCUGUCGCCUGCCGGGCAUGCGUAAAACAUUGUCAUUGUUUUAUUGGCGUAACGAAUGGAUCUGAUAAGACUGCUUCUGCCAAGGACCUGCACAUGCCAUGUGUACAAUAGCAUGCUUUAGUAGUUCUGAAGUACAGCAGCUCAGGUGUAGAAAUGUACAGUGUUGGUUGUUAACGCGACAAAGUCUCUUUUUGUGUGUUAGAAAACAAUACCGUGUUGAUAUAUGCAUAGCAGUUGAUGAUCAUUUCAUAGGAAUGUUUCAGUAAAUGAAAUUAACUGUAAAUAAAGUUCAUACAUCUUUGUC
Messenger RNA from Oncorhynchus mykiss (rainbow trout), 5127 nucleotides. RefSeq names its product E3 ubiquitin-protein ligase TRIM35. Gene Ontology annotation, molecular function: protein binding; zinc ion binding. The record is from RefSeq and is a predicted model, not a curated record. NCBI's taxonomy places the organism in Eukaryota, Metazoa, Chordata, Actinopteri, Salmoniformes, Salmonidae.